UUCUUCUUGAAAUUCUUCCUCAAGUGCAAUCAGAACUGCUUGAAGAAUGCAGGAAACCCACGAGACAUGCGCAGAUUCCAGGUAACUAACACAAAAACACAUUCAGACAUUUCCUCCUAUCUGACCUCCUCAUGUAUGAAUAUUCUCUCUCUCUCUCUCUCUCUCUCUCUCUCUCUCUCUAAUUUUCUAGGACAACAUUCACACUGUUUAAAACUAGAUUUACAGCACAUAGCAGCUUGUGAUAAUCUGCCACAAUAAAAAAGAUACAGGCCUCUGUAUCUUUCAGGUUAUAUAUUGUAGUUCUACAGUAUAUAGAUGUAUCUAAGAGCAAGUGGAUCUCCUUGAAAAUAACACACAGCUUGGCAGGUCAUUUUUCAUGCUGUGUCCGGUGCAAGUGGCACUGCUAAUAUUGAUCCAUGAGCGGAGAGCAGAAGGUCAAACACAGAGUGACUGGUAGUCUCCUCUCUGUCUCCAUGGUCACUAAACCCAGAGUGACUGGUAGUCUCCUCUCUGUCUCCAUGGUCACUAAACCCAGAGUGACUGGUAGUCUCCUCUCUGUCUCCAUGACCACUAAACCCAGAGUGACUGGUAGUCUCCUCUCUGUCUCCCGACCACAAACCCCGAGUGACUGGAAGUCUCCUUUUCGUUCCACGGUCACUAAAAACCCCGGUGGGCUGGGUCUCCUCUCUGCUCCACGGUCACUAAAACCCGAGGAUGGUAGUUCCUCUCCCCGUCUCCAUGACCACCCAAACCCAAAAGGACUGGUUUGUCCUCUCUGUCUCCAGGGCCCCCUAAAACCCCGAGUGACUGGUAGGUUUUUCUUUGUCCCCAAGACCAAUAAACCCCGAGGGGGGUGGUUUGUCUUCUCUUUCUCCAUGACCAAUAAACCCAGAGGGAAGGUAGUCUUCUCCGUCCCAUGGCCUAAAAACCCCGAGUGAUGGUGUGCCCCUCUGUCUCCAUGGGCACUAAACCCAAAAGGACUGGGAGGGGCUCCUAUCUCCCCCCUGGGCAUAAACCCAGAAAGGAAAUGGUAGUUCCUUUUCUUUUUUCUCCCUGGUCACUAAAACCCCGAGUGAAUGGUAGUCUCCUCUCGGUUUCCCUGACCAUAGAAGAAGUCCCUCACCGCCCGGGUCUCGGCUCAAAAAAUAGAAAAACCCGUAAAGGGGACGGGAUGGAGGGGGGGAGAGGACCUUUUCCUUCCCUUGUCCGUGGGCUCCAGGGUCUCACUCUAACUAAUUUCCCCGUCUCCCUCAAGGUUUAAGUGGACUUAACAGCAUGUCAGGGCCCUCAGCACCAUUUCCACCAAGUUUCAGCUAAAAAACUUAGGAGAUUUUUCUGUGGGUGGUUUUGGGGUUUUCCGAGCGGGGGAGAGAGAGAGGAGAGAGGGAAAAACCAGGAGAGAGACGAAGGGGGGAAGUGUGAACUGCCAUUCAAACCAAAAGGAAAGGGGAGUUACUUUUUUCAUCCCAAAAACUCGUUCUCCUUAAAAAAAAAAAGGGGGGGGGGGGUUUUUUUUUGGGGGGAAAGGUUUCCCAAAACGGAAACUCUCCCCUUCCCCUCUCUCUCUUCUAUCUCCCUUCUUUUCCCCCCCCCUUUUUUUUCUCUCUUCUCCUCUUCUUUUCCCUUUUCCUGACAGUCCCCAGAAAAAAGCGUGAGAUGGACAGUCCAGUACACAAUUUUUUUUGUACUUUUAAAUUUUGAAAAUAAUGCCUUUAAGGGGGGAGCUAAAGGGUCGCCCCCGGGCAUUUUAAAAAAAAGAAUACAAGGAACUUUACUAUUCCCCAUAAUUCAAAAAAAAUGAAAAAAAGCCCCCAAAAAGCCCAGAAAAAAAAUCCCGUCUUUCCCCCUUUUUAAUGGUCGAGUUUAAGAAACCUCUCUUGGGCCCCGGGUUAAACGUUUUCCCCCAAGCGGGUUUAAAAGGGUUUUUUCCCGAAAGUUUUUUCAAAGAGGCUUCCCACCCUGGUGUUUCCCUUUGGCAAAGGGCGAAACUUCCGAAAGCCUCCUUUCCCCCCUUACUUCCAAAAGCUGCGUUCCCAAAAGGGGCCCAUUCCCCCACCCUAGUGCCCUAAUUUUACCCCCGGGGGCCUAUGCACUAUGUAGGGAAAGGCCCCCAUUUUUUGGGGGCUUGCUACCCACGGCCCCCAGCGGGAAAAACCCGGGGGGGGGAGCUCUAUCCCUCAUUCCCUCCACGGCCCCCGGGUCGAACCUUUGGCACAAGAAUGGAGCCCUUUCACUCCUAAAAAAAACAGAGAGAAAAAAGAGGGGAGGCGAAUUCCAUUGGGCAUACCGGGUCAACACCAAACCCGAAGAACCUGAGAGGAGAGGAGAGAGGGGGAGGAAAAGAAAAGAGGGAGAAGAUUUUUCCCCAGAAAGAAAGAAGGGGACGGAAAGGGGAAGAGAGAGAGAGGGAGGGAAGAGGGACAGAGAGGAGAAGAGGGAAGAGAGAAAGAAGAGGGGAUGAGCCAAAAGAGGCAGAGAGAAGAAAACAGAGAAGGAAGAGAGAGGAGAGGAAAAAGAGAGAGAGGGAAGAGGGGGCCGGGGGGAGCGAGGGAAGAGAGAGAACGGAGAGGGGGGAGAGAGGAGAGGGGAGAGAGAGAGAGAGAGAGGAGCGCUCUGAGUGAAAACACUUCACCCAUUCAUUCAGGGGCCUAUCCAAUCCCUUCCAACCCUCCAUUCACAUGCUAAAACCCUCAUUAUCAGACGUUAAAUGCAUCUGUAUAAUUAGGAUUGUUUACUAAAUAGAAAAGGGAGAAGGAGGUGUGGUUGAUUCUUUCAGGAGGUUUAGGCCAUCCUAUCAGUCAGACAUCCUCCCAUCCAUCCCUCUAGACAUCUCAAACUGCCUCUCUUAAGCUGUCACCCAAAGGGCACCGUAUUCCCUAUAUAGUGCACUACUUUAGGGUAGACCACACUAUGACAGAGGCUGCCGGACUAAUGAGAUGAAACAGCUGAUCAAUGUUAAUAUCAACAGAUCAAUGUGAAUGGUGACUGUUAGAGUGAAGAAGAGGCAGGGGUGGUGAGGCGGGUGUCUGAGAGACUGUUAACGGGCAGAUGGACAACUGGACGGAGUCCCUUUCCAUGUGUAUCUCCUUAAGUGACAGAGGAACUGUAGCUAAAGCCUAGAAGAACCCGCCUCCCGGCUUGAAGAGAGAAAAUGAAUAAAAAGACAGUGCUCUCAUUCGUUCAACGUGGAGAGUGGAGGAGGGUGGGAGAGAGAUGAGUGGCAGGUAUUGCUCACACACCACUCCAAAUGAGAAAAAAAUAUAUUUUAUCGGCGUGUUCACACUUGUAAAUGCAGUGUCUUAUUUUGACAAAACAGCCCUCACUGUCAUAGCAAAGGCUAAUGAAGUGCUUGAAGCAAAACUGGAUGUGCUUUUUUUGUUGGUCUAUUUGGAGAGGAGACGUCCACACUUACAUAUGAAGAGAGAAGAAAUACAACUAGAAUGUUUAUGAUGUGUUUUAAAGAGGCCUCUCACUAUCAUUUCCUGUCGAACUACAGACCUCCACUUUCUUUUUGCUCUAUUUCAAGAGAAGAGCCGUCCACACUAAUGAUGAAGAUAAAAUAAAGAUAGCUGUAAUGUUUUUAAUAUGCUUUAGUUUAGUCUUUUUAAAGAUAGCUGUAAUGUUUUCAAUGUGCCUUAGUUUAGCAUUUUUAAAGAUAGCUGUAAUGUUUUCAAUGUGCCUUAGUUUAGUCUUUUUAAAGAUAGCUGUAAUGUUUUUAAUAUGCUUUAGUUUAGUCUUUUUAAAGAUAGCUAUAACGUUUUUAAUGUGCUUUAGUUUAGAUAAUUUUUAAAGAUAGCUAUAAUGUUUUUAAUGUGCUUUAGUUCAGAAUAUUUUUUAAAGAUAGCUAUAAUGUUUUUAAUGUGCUUUAGUUCAGAGUUUAAAAAAAAGAUAGCUAUAAUGUUUUUAAUGUGCUUUAGUUUAGUGUAUUUUUAAAGAUAGUAAUAAUGUUUUUAAUGUGCUUUAGUUUAGUAUUUUUAAGAUAGCUAUAAUGUUUAUAAUGUGCUAGAGUUUAAAGUAUUUUUUAAGAUAGCUAUAUGUUUUUAAUGUGCGUUAGUUUAUAUAGGCUUUUACACUCUGAGAGUAGAUGCCCACACAUAUGAAGUAUAAUGUAACCAGGUUUUUACUCAUAGACAGUUCUGCUUCAGGGAAGAAUGUAAACAUGUAUACUGUAAGUACUCAGCUACAGCCAGGACAUUAAUGGUGUGAGCAGCGAGCCACCACGCUGGGUGGAAGUAGUUACAACAGCUCUUAUUUUGUUUAGCUACUCAAGGUAUGAAGACAGACUCCUUCCUCUGAUUGGUGUGACAUAAUGUAUUGUCUUUAAUACCAUUACACCCACAGGGACAUGUACCCACCACGAAACUAAAGAAGACAGAGAGAGAGAGAGAGAAACAGCUGCUUUUUUCCAUUUCUUAGCAACAGAAACAAUGGAGGCUGGACUUCAGGACCUCGUACUUUGCAUUAAAUGUGUUUUUUCCUUUAUUGUUCAGAAGUUGUGAAGUGGUUUGUUCUCUGCCCUCUGCAGAGGACAGUAGAGUACAGUCGUGGUCAAAAGUUUUGAGAAUGACACAAGUAUUGGUCUUCACAAAGUUUGCUGCUUCAGUGUUAUGAGAUAUUUUUGUCAGAUGUUACUAUGGUAUACUGAAGUAUAAUUACAAGCAUUCCAUAAGUGUCAAAGCCUUUUAUUGACAAUUACAUUAAGUUUAUGCAAAGAGUCAAUAUUUGCAGUGUUGACCCUUCUUUUUCAAGACCUCUGAUGGCAGCCUAUUCUUGCAUAAGUUUGUCAGAAUUUGUGGGUUUUUGUUUGUCCACCCGCCUCUUGAGGAUUGACCACAAGUUCUCAAUGGGAUUAAGGUCUGUGGAGUUUCCUGGCCAUGGACCCAGAAUUUCGAUGUUUUGUUCCCCGAGCCACUUAGUUAUCACUUUUGCCUUAUGGCAAGGUGCUCCAUCAUGCUGGAAAAGGCAUUGUUCAUCACCAAACUGUUCUUGGAUGGUUGGGAGAAGUUGCUCUCAGAGGAUGUGUUGGUACCAUUCUUUAUUCAUGGCUGUGUUCUUAGGCAAAAUUGUGAGUGAGCCCACUCCCUUGGCUGAGAACCAACCCCACACAUGAAUGGUCUCAGCAUGCUUUACUGUUGGCAUGACACAGGACUGAUGGUAGCGCUCACCUUGUCUUCUCUGGACAAGCUUUUUUCCAGAUGCCACAAACAAUCGGAAAGGGGAUUCAUCAGAGAAAAUUACUUUACCCCAGUCCUCAGCAGUCCAAUCCCUGUACCUUUUGCAGAAUAUCAGUCUGUCCCUGAUGUUUUUCCUGGAGAGAAGUGGCUUCCUCGCUGCCCUUCUUGACACCAGGCCAUCCUCCAAAAGUAUUUGCCUCACUGUGUGUGCAGAUGCACUCACACCUGCCUGCUGCCAUUCCUGAGCAAGCUCUGCACCUUGUGGUGCCCCGAUCCAGCAGCUUAAUCAACUUUAGGAGACGGUCCUGGCGCUUGCUGGACUUUCUUGGGCGCCCUGAAGCCUUCUUCACAACAAUUGAACCUCUCUCCUUGAAGUUCUUGAUGAUCCGAUAAAUGGUUGAUUUAGGUGCAAUCUUAAUAGCAGCAAUAUCCUUGCCUGUGAAGCCCUUUUUGUGCAAAGCAAUGAUGACGGCACAUGUUUCCUUGCAGGUAACCAUGGUUAACAGAGGAAGAACAAUGAUUUCAAGCACCACCCUCAUUUUAAAGCUUCCACUCUGUUAUUCUAACUCAAUCAGCAUGACAGAGUGAUCUCCAGCCUUGUCCUCGUCAACACUCUCACCUGUGUUAACGAGAGAAUCACUGACAUGAUGUCAGCUGGUCCUUUUGUGGCAGGGCUGAAAUGCAGUGGAAAUGUUUUUUGGGGAUUAAGUUCAUUUUCAUGGAAAAUAGGGACUUUGUCAAUUAAUUGCAAUUCAUCUGAUCACUCUUCAUAACAUUCUGGAGUAUAUGCAAAUUGGCAUCAUAAAAACUGAGUACAGUGGCUGAGGUGUCUUUCUAAGGCCCCUGGGUGAUCCCCUGUCCAACUUGUGUAUCUUACCGUAGACAACCAAUGGGGAUAGUCUAAUAUUAACAUGUUAAACAGACAAGAGAAGAUGUAACAGUGUGUUCUAUUUAAAUGUGGCACUCGUGAACUGCAAUAUGUUUUAAAACUAAAGUUAACAUUUCUUACCGGGGACAGGUCAAGGACAGGUCCAGGUAGUCCCUGACUGUUUCAGUCAAUUUUCUUACAUUUGCCAGUGUCACGAACACAACCCUGUAUUUUACUGUAGACCUGAGAAAGGCCUUCCUCCCAUGGCUGUCUCAUGAACACAACCCUGUAUAUUACUGUAGACCUGAGAAAGGCCUUCCUCCCAUGGCUGUCUCAUGAACACAACCCUGUAUAUUACUGUAGACCUGAGAAAGGCCCUCCUCCCAUGGCUGUCUCAUGAACACAACCCUGUAUAUUCCUGUAGACCUAAGAAAGGCCUUCCUCCCAUGGCUUUGUUGUGGUGGCUCAGAUAUUCCUGUUGCUACUGGAAAGUGGUAUAGCAUGCAGUGUUAAAAUACAAAGACUCAAAACACCAUCAUGGUGUAAUGAAACCAUGAAAAGUAGUGCAGCUACAUUAAGCUGAGGCCUGGUGUUUGGAGAGUGUUUUGAAUGGAAACCCAUGUGUUUCAAAACUCCGGCAAAGUUAAAGGGUUUAAUCUCCUUCAAGUUGGUGGCAGCUCAGUUGCCGCUAGUUUUAGUGUUACAAAAGCACUUCAUUUUAAUAGUGUGGCAUGGCCAACAUGACCUGGCUCUGACACAGAUACAUAGACAGACUGUUUUAAUGACUGGCUCCCCCUUUCACUCCUGUUGCAGGUUGUUGUAUCAACAACGGUCAACGUGGACGGUCACGUCCUGGCUGUCUCGGACAACAUGUUUGUCCACAACAACUCCAAGCACGGCAGAAGGGCUCGACGUCUAGACCCUUCUGAAGGUACGGACUCUCCUUAUCUUCAUUAUGGUAGGCACAUUCUACAUGACUUUUUAUUUUUUGAAAAUGACUCUCUAGUUUCCCUGUGAGCACAAGACGUUGAACAGAUGUUGAAAAUACAUAUUUUCAAUGUCGUGUGCUCGCGGGUUAGUUCUUUAGUUCCCUAUCUUUUUCCUCAGGUAGCUUCUCAUCUUUCAGUGGUAGAUUUCAUAAACACAUGUAUAUAAUAAUAAUAAUUAUUAUUAUUGUUAUUGCACUGUGUGCAAUAUGUGCUGUGUCUAUUCAGAUAUGUAUUGAUAGGGCUCUUGCUCAAUGGCUUCUAAAAUAAACCUCAAAACUGCAAUUGAUUUGUGGUGAGGUCUGGUUGCUGUUACUGGGUUCUGUGAGGUCUGGUUGCUGUUACUGGGUUCUGUAGGGUGAGGUCUGGUUGCUGUUACUGGGUUCUGUAGCGUGAGGUCUGGUUGCUGUUACUGGGUUCUGUAGCGUGAGGUCUGGUUGCUGUUACUGGGUUCUGUAGCGUGAGGUCUGGUUGCUGUUACUGGGUUCUGUAGCGUGAGGUCUGGUUGCUGUUACUGGGUUCUGUAGCAUGAGGUCAGGUUGCUGUUACUGGGUUCUGUAGCGUGAGGUCUGGUUGCUGUUACUGGGUUCUGUAGCGUGAGGUCUGGUUGCUGUUACUGGGUUCUGUAGUGUCAGGUCAGGUUGCUGUUACUGGGUUCUGUAGGGUGAGGUCUGGUUGCUGUUACUGGGUUCUGUAGCGUGAGGUCUGGUUAAUGUUACUGGGUUCUGUAGGGUGAGGUAUGGUUGCUGUUACUGGGUUCUGUAGCAUGAGGUCUGGUUGCUGUUACUGGGUUCUGUAGGUGAGGUCUGGUUGCUGUUCUAGGGUUCUGUAGGGUGAGGUCUGGUUGCUGUUACUGGGUUCUGUAGUGUGGGUCUGGUUGCUGUUACUGGGUUCUGUGAGGUCUGGUUGCUUACGGGUUCUGUAGGGUGAGGUCUGGUUGCUGUUACUGGGUUCUGUAGCGUGAGGUCUGGUUGCUGUUACUGGGUUCUGUAGCGUGAGGUCUGGUUGCUGUUACUGGGUUCUGUAGCAUGAGGUCUGGUUGCUGUUACUGGGUUCUGUAGCGUGAGGUCUGGUUGCUGUUACGGGGUUCUGUAGGGUGAGGUCUGGUUGCUGUUACUGGGUUCUGUAGCGUGAGGUCUGGUUGCUGUUACUGGGUUCUGUAGGGUGAGGUCUGGUUGCUGUUACUGGGUUCUGUAGUGUGAGGUCUGGUUGCUGUUACUGGGUUCUGUAGUGUGAGGUCUGGUUGCUGUUACUGGGUUCUGUAGCGUGAGGUCUGGUUGCUGUUACUGGGUUCUGUAGCGUGAGGUCUGGUUGCUGUUACUGGGUUCUGUGAGGUCUGGUUGCUGUUACUGGGUUCUGUGAGGUCUGGUUGCUGUUACUGGGUUCUGUACUGUGAGGUCUGGUUGCUGUUACUGGGUUCUGUAGCGUGAGGUCUGGUUGCUGUUACUGGGUUCUGUAGCGUGAGGUCUGGUUGCUGUUACUGGGUUCUGUAGGGUGAGGUCUGGUUGCUGUUACUGGGUUCUGUAGCGUGAGGUCUGGUUGCUGUUACUGGGUUCUGUGAGGUCUGGUUGCUGUUACUGGGUUCUGUUGAGGUCUGGUUGCUGUUACUGGGUUCUGUAGGGUGAGGUCUGGUUGCUGUUACUGGGUUCUGUAGGGUCAGGUCUGGUUGCUGUUACUGGGUUCUGUAGGGUGAGGUCUGGUUGCUGUUACUGGGUUCUGUAGCGUGAGGUCUGGUUGCUGUUACUGGGUUCUGUAGGGUGAGGUCUGGUUGCUGUUACUGGGUUCUGUAGGGUGAGGUCUGGUUGCUGUUACUGGGUUCUGUAGGGUGAGGUCUGGUUGCUGUUACUGGGUUCUGUAGUGUGAGGUCUGGUUGCUGUUACUGGGUUCUGUAGGGUGAGGUCUGGUUGCUGUUACUGGGUUCUGUAGCGUGAGGUCUGGUUGCUGUUACUGGGUUCUGUAGGGUGAGGUCUGGUUGCUGUUACUGGGUUCUGUAGCGUGAGGUCUGGUUGCUGUUACUGGGUUCUGUAGCGUGAGGUCUGGUUGCUGUUACUGGGUUCUGUAGCGUGAGGUCUGGUUGCUGUUACUGGGUUCAGUAGCGUGAGGUCUGGUUGCUGUUACUGGGUUCUGUAGUGUGAGGUCUGGUUGCUGUUACUGGGUUCUGUAGAUCCUUAUAAAAGCACUACUGUAGUGUAGUACUUCUCAAUGAGAAAAGCAGCACAGCUGACUCCAGAUCAGAAGAUUGACUGGUUGCUCUGCGGAAAAAGGGAAAAAGAGAGAAAACUUGGAGCAGCAAAAUCUGUGAAAUAUAAAUACAGGAAGGACAGAGUUCAACCUUCUACCUUCCUGUUGGACUCAGUUCAGUUCAAACACUCUGAAAUAUGUGACCCUGCCAAAGUAUAUUAGCUAGUUAUCACUGGCAAGUACAAGUGGCUUGUAUGUAUAAUAUUGUGUUACCCAAACCUUUAAUAACAUAACAUGAGUGAUUUCAUCUUAAUUAGGCAUUCAUUAUCACACCACUAUCAAAACACUAAUGUUUUAAUAAUGCAACAGGAAAGGAAAAGCAAAGGCGUUGUAUCAAUUAAAUGCACUAUAUCAAUCCCCAAAACUCUGCAGGGGAAGGAAAGACACAGCUAUUGUUGUUUUUGGGGUUCUUUACUAAUGACAAAACGGGCAGAGAGAGGCGAUCUAAUAAUUGAUGGUUAGCCCUAAGCUGUGAAGUCGUUACGGCCCGUGACGUAUUGUUUGUCUCUCUCUCUCUCUCUCUCUGUAUCCACGGGGAUAGAAUGGGGGUGUUUCGCUUAGCAACCAGCUUUAAUUAGGGGAGCAAUUAUAGAGGUUGAGCCCCACCCUCCCCCCUCUACCGCGGGUCUCCCCCCUGUCUGAGGGGGUCCCGCGGGACAGGGGAACUGGCGUCUGCACAGCCUACUCGACCCAACCCCAACAACUCGCUCAACCCAACCCAACAACCACUGAAGCAAUUCGUCUUCAAAAGCCCAAUCUGCAGCAGAGAUCCUGUCCUUAUGAAUCUAUGUUUGUAGUGGUGGUGUUCAGAUGAUCAAUCUCCUAAUCUGGAGUGUAUCUCCUCCAUCUUCCCUUUUAUUAAGUGAAGACCACAAAGAUCUAUAAAGUGUGUAUCGAUUGUGUUAGAGGGCAGAGGUCAGCCGUUGCUGGAUAGAAUUAUACAUUUAGUGAAGAAACAAUUCUAAGAUUUAAAGGAAGAAGUGUUAAACACCAGCUUCAAAUUUUUUGGUUGAAAGUAAUUUACAUUUUAAAAAUGGAAACAGCGCACCUUCUACAUUUUACAUUUUUGUCAUUUAGCAUACGCUCCUAUCCAAAGCGAUUUACUGUAGUGAGUGCAUACAUUUUUUCAUACUUUUUUCGUACUAGUACCCCAUGGGAAUCGAGACCACAACCCUGGCGUUGCAAAGCUCGACCAACUGAGCCACAAGGGACCUCUAAAACUCUAAAACACAGUCUCAUAUCACAGAGUCAAAUCUCAGACUACUGCUGUUUUAUUGUCUACCCAUCUUAGAGAGAGAGAGAGAGAGAGAGAGAGAGAGAGAGAGAGAGAGAGAGAGAGAGAGAGAGAGAGAGAGAGAGAGAGAGAGAGAGAGAGAGAGAGAGAGAGAGAGAGAGAGAGAGAGGGAUCUUACACAAUACACCAGCGUGAUCAGCAGCAGGAUAAACAGUCAUAAGGUAUAAUCCAAGUCCAGACACCAGCUAGCAGUGUGUAUGCUUUAGAUUGGCUACACAGUCUGUACAGGGAUAAGUGCCCAUUGACAAAAUAUAUAUACUCUGUUUAUCUGCAAUUCUUCCUCACUACUAAAACCUAUUAUCUACAUUUCGGCUAAAUAUAAUAUAUUCCCUCCUCUCACUCUAACAGGCCCUUACUCUCUCACCUCCACGUGUUCCUCCGUUCAUAAUGAGCCUGUAGUCUUCAGUAGUGUGUGUACAGAGCGCCUCAGCCAUCCUCCCCUGCCUCUACGCUCUACUGUGUGUGCUGUACUCAGGCGACCCGGCUCUCCUCGAGGCCCGCAGCGUGGAUCUGAUUUGCAUGCCAAGUGGCUGUAACGCUGUUAGGUCUGAUGCAAUAAAGACAAGCGGAUCCAGGCUGCAAGGCUUUAGCCAGUAAAGAGGAGCAGAUGGCCCUGGGAGAGGCAAAAAGGUAUAAUCCCAUCAGCAGCGGUAUCAACCUGACCAUCUGGAGCGCACCAACACAAUUACAAGACAUUUUAGCAGGCAGAACAAAGGAAGUCCUCAGUACGUACAGCACAGCAGGCAAGAUGAGACCUGUUGGAGUGUCUCAAUACUGGAGGGAUGAGGAGGAAGGUGGCUAAUGUGUGUUCCCAAUGACACCCUAUUUCAUACGAAGGGCACUACUACCCAUAGGUCCUGGUCAAAAGUAGGGCACUACAUAGGGGGGAAAAGGGUGGCAUUUAGGAUGCUGCCUAACACAGUGCCAUGUUGCCUUCGCAGAGAGGAGCGCUGAUUAGAGCUUCACACUGCGAGGCAGGCGCUGAACGCAGACAGAAGAACGAACCAACGCCUUUGUUCAGUAAACAAGACACAGGGGGACGUGGGGAGGUGAAAUGGGAGGCCGGGUAGGUAGUGGGUAGUCCGAACCAGACACAGGGGGACGUGGGGAGGUGAGCCAGGAGGCUGGGUAGGUAGUGGUUAUGGGUAGUGGGUAGUGGUUAUGGGGAGUGGGUAGAGGGUAGUGAGUAGUGGGAAGUGGGUAGUCUGUACCAGAUCUAUCUCCCGGAUCUCUCUCUCUUUCUCUCUUGGCUCCUCGUUGACUGUCCACUUCAAGCACAUAAAAGGUUGGCCCAACAAAGCCAGCGAUUCGUCGGAGUGUGACAAGUGAUAUUGAGAUAAGAGGCACAUGCAGCCGCCAAACGGCUUCCAGAAGCAUUGCCAUGAUGAGAAAAAUCCCCAGAGAGCUUGCAAGCAGGGAGUUAGUCGUUAGUUAGUCGUUAGAUAGUCAUUAGUUAGUCGUUAGCUAUUGAAUAAUACAAUAAAAUAGCCCACAACUGAGAUAAAAAUGGAGAGGAAAAAUUAGAUAAAUAUUGUCAAAUAUAUGAUAUACUAAAUAUAGGUCCUUUAUGAUUUUUUUAUAAUAUUAACAAAAAUUAUAAAACAAUCAGCCUAAUUAGAAUAAUGCUAAGUUGUAUCUAGCCUGGUAUUCCUGUAUGUUGGGUGAACUUGGCUUCAGAACAGCCUACCUAGCCUGGUAUUCCUGUAUGUUGGGUAAACUUGGCUUCAGAACAGCCUACCUAGCCUGGUAUUCCUGUAUGUUGGGUGAACAGCCUACCUAGCCUGGUAUUCCUGUAAGUUGGGUGAACAGCCUACCUAGCCUGGUAUUCCUGUAAAUUGGGUGAACAGCCUACCUAGCCUGGUAUUCCUGUAAGUUGGGUGAACAGCCUACCUAGCCUGGUAUCCUUAAUUGUAACACUACUAUGUACUAUGGGUGAAAACAGCCUACACCAGACUGGUCCUGCUCCAGCCCGUCCGUCUCUCCUUCUCUCUCUCGCUGGCUGCGUACGUCUGCUCUCUCCAAUUUCCAUCAUCUGCUUGAGAGCAUUGUGCACGUAUAUCAUUAGAUGGCUAACGCUGUCUGUGUAAUUUGGUUCGCCGUGCUCCCUAUUGAACACAUGUCCCCCCCCCCCCUCUAUAUGUGCAUUGUAGAUGUAUGCUAAUCACGGGCAGAAUGGAGAUGGCUCAUGCGCUGCUCAGACGUGGCUCGGUUUGGAGCAGCCCCGGCCCCCCAGCCUCGGCCCCCGUCUCCACGCUAGGUACCAACGGGGGAAGCGUUGCGAAUUUCGAGUUGGUGUGUGUAUGUGUGGCUGUCUGAGGCCCCAGCUGCCAGCCGGCCCCUCCUGUGCCUCUGCUCUGCCCAGUUCACCCCCCCCCCCCCCCCCCCCCCCAUCCCACCCAGCCUCUUCUCCCUAACCGCCCCCCGUCCUUCACCCCCCCCCCCCCCCCCCCCCCCCCCACCUGCCGCCCUUCACCCCCCCCCAACAACCCCCCACCACAUCCCACCCUUCCUUCCUUCAAUCCUUCCUUCUGUCCCUCCCUCCCUCCCUACCUCCCUCUCACCUACACAAAGUAAAUUUGUUUACUGUAAUUUUUGGUGAAUUAUUUGCUAUAAUUGGCAGCGCUGAUGAAGGUCAGUCCCUUUGAGGAGUCUUGUCUGUCUUUAGAGAUUUGAUGCUUUUUCAAACGCUCCUGCCCGCAAUUAAGAAAAGCAAAUGUCACUCGCAAGCCUCAGAAAUGAAAAUUUGUAUGAACUUAUUAGCAUGGAGUCAACAGUGCCAGUUAAGGGCAGGGCUCCCUCCCUCCCUCCCGUAGCGGUGUCUGUGUGUGUGUGUGUGUGUGUGCUCAUGGGCCCUCUGCUACACAGGGAGAUGCCCGUGGAAUGAGCAAAUACAACCUCGGCUAGUCCAACAUUAAAGCAAACAAAGACCUGGAGCCUUGUCUGGAGUGUUCAACACAACAAUACCUAAUGGUGAUUAACCUGGCUGGCUGACAGAGAGAUAGCUGAGGGAAAGAGCGGGGAAAUGAAUGCAUGAUGGGCAAUGAUUAUAUAGCCACAUUAUUGAUCAUAUGUAGGUCUUAUAAUUAUAACACAUUAUUAUUUUAUGAUUAUUUUAUCAUUUCUAUUUUAUUACCAGAAACAGUUACAUUUUAUCACAAUUUUUUUUUUUUACAUACAGUAUUUUUUUUUAGCGCCGGUUUUGUAUAAACUGAAUUACAAUGAUAGAAACAAUGCCGUCACAGUGGUACAGUAUGGUAGCCAGUUUAAACUCAGACACCUCAGGUACAACAACCCCAAUUACACUAAAAGGUUCUACCGAUUGCAAAAACAUCCUUUUGUGAAUUAUUUACGAGGCUUUGUGGCUUUUACAGUUAAAGGCACUGUUCCGUUGUCUCUCCUUCUAGCCAACAACAAUAAGAGAGAUGGACUGAAAACCCACAGGAGAAAAAAAAAAAUGAAAGAGCAGUUAAUGCAGAGGGUGGAGGAGCGGGAGUGAGAGUGAAGGAAAUCCAUAACUGUUAGUCACCUCCCUCCCACUGAACAUUUUAGCAUCAGGAAAUAGAGCAGGAGAACUGAGCUUUUUAAUGGCCGAAGUGUACAUCUUUAGAAUCUAGUCUCUUUGUACCAGAAUCUGCAUUCAGAAAAACCUCAUCAAAGCGGGCCAGAGGAAGUCUGGGUGUAGAAGAAGGUGUGGUAAAAGAGAGAGAGAGGGAACAUUCAAAUGGAGGGCUGGUAACGGCCCUCCGUCCCUGACUGGUCGACUCAGUGAGGGCUGCUGGUGGUCCGGAGCCUCAGUGAGGGCUGCUGGUGGUCCGGAGCUUGCUAGCACUCCUGUAAAGUCACGGGUUCUGCCGCUCUAGAACGCUCUCGCUGACCAUCUCCAACAGGCUGCAACACAUGCCCUUUUCAUUUCAUCUUGUUAAUCUUGUGAAAUCUCAAAAUGAAAAAAAUAAAAGUUGUUAUUACUGAAUGGUAAGGGUGUGUCCCUUGUUGUUAUUACUGAAUGGUAAGGGUGUGUCCCUUGUUGUCAUUAUGAAUGUAGGGUGGGGUCCCUUGUUGUCAUUACUGAAUGGUAAGGGUGUGUCCCUUGUUGUUAUUACUGAAUGGUAAGGGUGUGUCCCUUGUUGUUAUUACUGAAUGGUAAGGGUGUGUCCCUUGUUGUUAUUACUGAAUGGUAAGGGUGUGUCCCUUGUUGUUAUUACUGAAUGGUAAGGGUGUGUCCCUUGUUGUUAUUACUGAAUGGUAAGGGUGUGUCCAUUGUUGUUAUUACUGAAUGGUAAGGGUGGGCCAUUCUAAAUCGAAACUAAUUUUACAUAUUAGUAAAGACAAGAUUAAAUUGAGAAUAGUCUGAUGGGUGAAAAUAUGAUCACUUGAUGAGAGAACAGCUGUGCAGCCUGAGGCAAGGAACAGAGUGCAAGCUUUUUUUUGCUGCUUUCUCAAAUCAUCAAUAUCCUCUAGUCGCAUCAUGCAGCCCAUAUAUCUUUAGAUUUCUAAGACAUUCUCAGGUUUGCAUCAUUCAGAACUAAAGCUGCCAAAUAACUCUAAAUCUAGUGUAUAGGACCUGUUUUAUAAUGAUCACUUUUACGCUCGACAUUUCCGCUUCCUAUGCGCACUCGCUCAGUAGUGGGAAAACAUCCUUUCUAUUUUUAUUCAGCUAAGUUCAAUUAUAUUCUUCUUACUAUAAAAUCAUAUAAUAUAAAAUAAUGGCACAGGACUUACAGUAUAGGCCUAUCUUGUCAGCUAAAUGAACAAGCCUACAGCCUAUGGCAUGGAGCAUAGCCAGAUAACAUACAGUAGGCCAACUCAUAUUCUGUUCUUCUUCAUAUCAUAAUGCUUCUUUAGACCUGCCUGAAAUAAAUCAUGGAUUUAUUGUGAUGGUGUAUAUUAAAUGGAUUUAUUAGACUUUUUUUUAUGUAGAUGUUCCAAAGGUCGUCCAUCAGUGGCUUGUAUGUAUGGAGACCUGGAGAUGCUAAAUGUGUUUAUGUUAAUUAACGUCAAUUACCAUGAGAACUGGCAUGACAAUAACUGGCUGACAAAAUGUCAUGACCGCCACAGCCCCUAGUAACAGCCAUAUUUACCCUGACACACCAUUUGCUACAGCAAGCCAUUUUUUCCUCAGGAUUUCCGUAGCUAGAACAAACCAAUAGUCUGUUGGCCUUUUGCCUUGUAAAAAAACAAAACAAUUUAAUGGGUUUUCUCUUUAACCACACGAGUAAUGCCCGGUCCGAUGUAGGAUCUGGCUCUUCAGCGCCUGGUGUUUAGUUGUGUUGUUCGUGCUAUGAUCAGCGGUGUAACAGACGUGGAGCUAGGUCCUAAAUCCUCUCCGUUGUUCUGUCUGUUACAAGCAGCCACCCCUUGCAUCAAAGCCAUCAGCCCCAGUGAAGGAUGGACCACGGGAGGAGCCACAGUCAUCAUCAUAGGAGACAACUUCUUCGAUGGCCUCCAAGUCGUGUUCGGGACGAUGCUUGUGUGGAGUGAGGUAAGAAGAAGCCUUUGA
Molecule: messenger RNA, 16060 nt
Organism: Coregonus sp. 'balchen'
Lineage: Eukaryota; Metazoa; Chordata; Actinopteri; Salmoniformes; Salmonidae
Source: the annotation of a GenBank genome assembly